UUGAGUCGGCGUUUUCUUACCAUUUUUAUAAACCCUACUUCUGCUCUUAUCUUUUUAACUCCGUAUAUAAUUUUCCCAAUCCCCAGUUUUCUCAACAACUCCUAUUUUCUCUCUCCUCUUUUCCGCCAUUGUUCAGUUUUUUUGUGCUCCAAUUUUGAGCCAUUGUUUCGUCUUUUUGGGUUAAAUUUUAGCGAAUCAGAUUCAUAAAAUUCCAUCAAAAAGUUAUAUCGAAGCUUCAAAUUGGUUGUGAAUGGUGGAAAUCUUAAGUAAUAGUAAUUACAUGCGAUCUUCCCCUUUCCUCUUCACAAGGGGGAUCGUCGCUCACUCUCUCUCCUCUGCUUCUUCUUUCGCUUUCGGUUCUUGCAUGGAAGGCUGGUACUACCGCUGCCUUGGCCUUGACCCGUAAAUUAAAUCCCCAAAUUUACGAUAGAGUUCAAUCAAUCAAUUCUUCAAUCUGGAAAAUUUUGAAAUUAUUAUUUUUGAUUUGAGAAAACAAAUCCUCUGUUUUUAUUUUAUUAUAAAUCAAUUUUUUUGAUCUGAAAUUGAGUUAUUGUUUUUUAUUUGAGAGAUUUUUUUUAAAAAAAACAAAAUCGGCAAAAAAAAAUGUUGCUAAGCAAGCAGAAGAAGGCGAAGGGUAAUCGGGUGUUGAUAACUGUUAACGUGGUUGGAAGUGCGGGCCCUCUGAGGUUUGUGGUGAAUGAAAGGGAGAUUGUGGCAGCUGUGAUUGAUAUGGCGUUGAAAUCUUAUGCUCGCGAAGGUCGUCUUCCUGUUCUUGGCUCGAAUCUCAAUGAUUUCCUUCUUUACUGCCCUAUUGCCGGAUCAGAUGCUUUAAGUCCUAUUGAGACAAUUGGAGCUCAUGGUGCCCGGAAUUUCCUUCUGUGUAAGAAGCCGCAGCCUCAGACUCAGACAGAGAAAGCUGCAAAGGUUAAGGGUGAUGCUGCUACCACUGAAGCUUCUAUUACAAGAAGGGGAAAUGGAAGCUGGAAGUCGUGGAUCAAUAAGACCCUCAUUCUUAAAGUUGCCUCUCAUUAAAGAUGGAUUUUAUACAGACUGCUUCUCUGGAUCCUAAGGCGAUGAUUAGUCUUGCAACUGUUGUAAGAGAUUUAAUUAUGCCCAUUUAACUACUUGUUAUUAUCAUACCCAUUUCAUUUGUUGAAUUGUAUGGGAAGGAUUUUCUACAGAAAAACCGAUUGAUUUUUAUUUUUUCCUUUUUUCUUUUGUCAUUUGAAAGCAAUAGUUUUUACGUCUAUUGUGGAUCAUUGAGAAUUCAAUAAAGUUCUACUACCUUUAUAUUUUUA
Molecule: messenger RNA, 1298 nt
Organism: Spinacia oleracea (spinach)
Lineage: Eukaryota; Viridiplantae; Streptophyta; Magnoliopsida; Caryophyllales; Amaranthaceae
Exons: 2
Coding region: 604-1032 (142 amino acids)
Source: RefSeq, a predicted model, not a curated record